Molecule: messenger RNA, 617 nt
Organism: Racocetra fulgida
Lineage: Eukaryota; Fungi; Glomeromycota; Glomeromycetes; Diversisporales; Gigasporaceae
Source: the annotation of a GenBank genome assembly
UCAAAAAAGCGAAACAAUCAUAGAACUUCUCGUUGCUGCAGAUGAGCUUGGAAUUCAAAGACUUAUUAAUUCUAUUCAAGAAUUUUUAAUCCAAAAUUGUCUCAAGUUCCUACAAUCUGAUUCCACAAAAAUACUUGACCUGGUUACAUGUCAUAAUGCAUUUGAUAAUGUUAAAGAAGUUUAUUUAGAGACCUUCAAUAAAAAUUACAAAGACUUAUUACGACGAAAUCCCAUAAAAAUACUUAAUUUUAUUAUUCGGCACGAAUCAUUUAACGAAUUUAUUAAAGUUGUUUUAGAAAUCAUUUGUGAAAAUCCAGAAUUUCUGUUUAAUUCAGACCAGUUCCCUUUAUUAGAAAAAGAUCAUUCAAUAUUUCAAAGUGACGUGACAAAAUUUACGCAAGAAGACUUUAAAACGUUAGGAAAGACAUUACAUGAAUUAGUUAGACUUGUCAGAUUUCAUCAGAUAGAUGGUGAAGAUUUCAUGAAUGAAGUAUGGCCAUUCAGACAAUUCAUUCCUGAUAAUCUAAUCGAGGAUUUAUUACAUUUUAGUUCAACUUGGGGAGAUGGUGGUAGUCACGACUUAUGCACUACAGGUGACAAUAAUAAUUAUUGGCAAA